Messenger RNA from Striga asiatica, 426 nucleotides. Lineage: Eukaryota; Viridiplantae; Streptophyta; Magnoliopsida; Lamiales; Orobanchaceae. The record is from the annotation of a GenBank genome assembly.
AUGGAAUCGGCGGAGAAAGAGAUGAAGGGCCUGCGUGAGGGUGAAAAUGACGGCCAAUUGCAGCUGCAGUCGGGGCAGCGCGUAGUGCAAGAAAUUCGCGGCGUCGCCGGAGCCCCAGAUGGCGGGGGAAUGCAGCCCGACGGCGACGUAGCAGAAAUCUUCGGUGAUAUUUCCGCGAAGCGCCGGUUUAUCAUCCAUCACCGAGAAAAGAAAAAAAAAAUGGCACCUUCAGCCGGGCUGGCGCCCGCCUACCGAUGUUGGAUCAUCAAUGGUGGCCCGAUUGAACGAGUGGAAACGAAAAUGUGUGGAAUUUUUUUCCGCCAUUUUGGGAGAGGAGAGGUUUAUAUGGGACUUUUAUGGUGGAAUUGGGAUUUUCAACGGAGUGAUGCUGGUCUUCCCGCCGAGAAAUAUUCGCAGCCAUUUUAG